Molecule: messenger RNA, 3259 nt
Organism: Melozone crissalis (California towhee)
Lineage: Eukaryota; Metazoa; Chordata; Aves; Passeriformes; Passerellidae
Product: prosaposin-like
Biological process (GO): sphingolipid metabolic process
Cellular component (GO): lysosome
Source: RefSeq, a predicted model, not a curated record
AUGGAGCUGUUCAAAGCCAAGUGGGAGACAGUGGGAAAUGCCGCCAGCCCGGCUGGUCUGUGUGGGGGGAACUCCCACCUUUGGGACUCCCACUGCCUUAAGGCAGCGGAGGCAAAAAUCGCCUUGAAGGCUCUAUUUCUUCCCGGCUAGACACCGCUGUUGGCAGCGGCGAGAGCCGCAGGAGAGUUGGGGAGCCGCAGUUCCGGCCGCCCAACACAAACUCGCGGCCGCCAUUUUGCCUCCCCUCAGCAGCCCCAGCCCCUCACCCCCCGGUCCCGCCACUGCGCGCGCGCGCGGGGGCGGGGCAGCGCGCGCGCGUGCGCCUCCCGCCGCUAUAUAAGGGCGGGCGCGGGCGGUGCCGGCGGCGCCGCAUUGCAGACGGGCACGGAGGGGGAAGCGAUGGCGCGGCCGGUGAUCCUCGGGCUGCUCAGCCUCCUCGGGCUCCUGGCCGCCGCCGUGGCCAGCCCUGUGCUGUGGCAGAAGGAGUGUGCCAAGGGGCCCGAGGUGUGGUGCCAGAGCAUUCGCACGGCGUCGCAGUGCGGGGCGCUCAAACACUGCCAGCAGAACGUCUGGAACAAGCCUGCCGUGAGCAGUAUUCCCUGUGACUUGUGUAAGGAGCUUGUGACAGUUGCUGGCAAAAUCAUAAAGGAUAAUGGCACUGAGGAUGAGAUCCGCUCCUACCUGGAAAAGACCUGCGAGUUUCUUCCUGACCCAGGCCUCGUCUCUGAGUGCAAAGAAAUUGUGGAUUCCUACCUGCCAGUUAUCAUGGAUAUGCUCAAGGAAGAGCUUGAUAAACCUGAGGUCGUGUGCAGUGCCCUUGCUCUGUGCCACUCCCUGCAGAAGCACCUUGCAUCAGUGAAGCUGCAGAAGCAGCUGCAGACCAACAAGAUCCCAGAGCUGGAUUUCUCUGAGCUGGCAUCCCCGUUCAUGGCUAACGUGCCUCUUCUCCUCUACCCUCAGGAGGAGAAGCCCAAGCAGAAGCCUAAGGCCAGUGGGGAUGUGUGCCAGGAUUGCAUUCAGCUGGUCACUGACGUUCAGGAGGCUGUGAAGACAAACUCCUCUUUUGUGAAAUCCUUGGUUGCUCAUGCCAAGGAGGAGUGUGACCGUUUGGGACCUGGCAUGUCUGAUAUGUGCAAGAGCUACAUCUCUGAGUAUUCUGACCUGGCCAUCCAGAUGAUGAUGCACAUGCAACCAAAGGACAUUUGUGCCAUGGUUGGGUUCUGUCCUUCUGUGAAGUCUGUUCCCCUUCAGCCUCUGGUGCCAGCUCAGGUGGUUCAUGAGGUGAAAAUGGAAAUUGUGGAGAAGGCCACAGUCCAAGAGAAGGAGAAGACUUUUUCCUUGUGUGAAAUCUGUGAGACCAUGGUGAAAGAAGUGACUGGUCUCUUGGAGAGCAACAAGACAGAGGAGGAGAUUGUGCAUGAGAUGGAGGUGGUGUGCCGCCUGUUCCCGGGCAGCGUCAAGGACCAGUGCAAGGACUUCAUCGAGGUCUAUGGCCAGGCUGUGAUUGACAUGCUCUUGGAGGCAACAAAUCCUGAAGCUGUGUGUGCCAUGCUGAAAUGCUGUGCAGCCAGCAAGCUCCCCCAGCAGCCAGUUGUGGUGAAACCUGCAGGUGGCUUCUGUGAUAUCUGCAAGAUGGUGGUGGCUUAUGCAGACAAAGAGCUAGAGAAGAAUGCCACGACAGCUGAAAUUGAAGCUUUGCUGGAAAAAGUCUGUCACUUCCUGCCAGAGUCUGUCAGUGAGCAGUGUGUGCAGUUUGUGGAACAGUAUGAACCCGUGGUUGUGCAACUCUUGGCAGAGGUGAUGGAUCCCACUUUUGUUUGCACUAAACUUGGAGUGUGUGAGUCAGCUAAAGAGCCUCUCCUGGGGAAUGAUGCCUGUGUCUGGGGUCCGGGCUACUGGUGUAAGAACAUGGACACUGCUGCCCAGUGCAAUGCUGUUGAUCACUGCAAACGUCAUGUGUGGAACUAGAAGAAGAAUUUCCAGUUCUGAAAGUUUGCCAUGGCUCUUAGGAAAUGUGGGCCGAGGUUGGCAGAGAGCUGUAUCUCACCUGUCCCUCCUCUCUGCCUCAUUAACAAUUUGACCUUCAAGUUCCUUUGUUGUAACUCUUCUGUAGCAGUGCUGCUGUUGAAGGAUCAGAUUUUCAUUGUUGACUUAACAAAGAUACUUCUGAUUGUACAGUUUAACCCAUUAUGCUCCUAAAAAUAGUCAGUGUGUUGUAGAUUUUUUUUUUUUUGAAUUGGUAGGCUGAAGUGUUUAUGUGCUGGGAAGAAUGACAGAGAUUGUGAAAUGAGACAACGCUCUUAUCUUUUCAUUUUUAAAAAAAGAGCAAGACAGCAGCUAAACUUUCAAAUGUCUUUCUGUAGGCAGCAUUGGGAAGGUUUUACAUGCUUUGCAUUUUUAACAUCUGGCUGGAAUGUUUAUUUUCUGUGUAUGGGAACUCUAAGGGAUAAUGUUGAAUCUGAGAAUCCUUUUGGCUGGAAUUUUCAAAGCUCUGCAGAUGCAGAGGAGUGGGCUUUGUGUGCCCUGCUACCUUUCCAAGUCGCUGAUAAUUAAAAAGAUGCAUUUGAAUGAUCAGCCUUUUGCAUUUGAGUGACCACGCUUGUGGCUCGUGGGGUUGUUCUAGCUAAGGAAAACCCUCCCCCAGCCUUUGAUCACAUCCUUCUGAUUUCCUUGGGCUGCUCAGCCCCAGCACGGGUGUUUGCUGCCAAGCCCAGUCCCGUGGGAUGUCAGUUUCCUGAAGCAUGCUGGUGUACCUGAGGCAUGACUCCCUUUUUCCUUAUCCUGGUUGCUCAAUUCUGCUUGGUCUUGCAGCUUCCCACAGGCAGCCAGCUGGGUGCUGAGGAGGUAGCAUGAGCUGGCACUGAAAGAUGGAGGAGGAUCAAGCCAGCAGGAGCUGGGAAUAUGUCAGAGGGAGCUCAGCACCGAGGGUGGAAGUUGUGGAAAAACGGGUUUUAUUGUAACCUGUUUGUUCCCUGCUCUGCUUUUCCUCUCACAGCACGUUUCAGUCAUCUAAAGCUUGAGAGGUGCUGUGAGGCCUGGGGGCACCUCCCACUGCUGCCCACCCACUGUCCCUGACGCCCUGCUGAGUAACUGCAGGUAUGGAUUGUUACCCAGAGCUCCCAUUCCUGCUGGGAAAUGCAGCAAGCACAGAUGGCAGGUGCUAGGAGCACUAGAGGAGAUAUUUAAAGCUCUGCUGGCACACUUGACAGCCUGCCUUUCACACCUCUCUGAAAUUCCACUGAAAUGGCCUAAAAUCCCC